CUAGCGGCAGUGGCUUCAACUACCCUAAGGUUCCGAGGCCAAUUUUCUACCUUUCCCCGUAUACGCUGUAACCACCCACCUCCGAUGUGCUCCGUUAUCAAUUCGCAGUCUCUCUCAUUUCCGCACCUGCCACGGUAGGGAUCGGUCUGGGGCCCACGCUUAAGCUGAACAAGAGGUGGAGGCAAGGACAUUGCUUGGAAGCGGAGAAACGAGAACGCAGGACGAGAGAUCCGUUCAGGGUCCGGCGCAAGAUUUCAAAAACGAAGCGAGGACUCGACUGAGAUUCAUUGGAAGAAAUGCUGCUGUUAACGAGAGUCGUGCUGGUCGGUUUGCUCUGUUUGUCCUUGGUGUCGUCCGGGCUGGGUUGCGGUCCAGGAAGGGGCCACGGCAGGAGAAGACAUCCGAAGAAGCUGACGCCUCUUGCUUACAAGCAGUACAUUCCCAACGUUGCGGAGAAGACCCUAGGGGCCAGCGGCAGAUACGAGGGCAAGAUCACACGGAACUCUGAGCGAUUUAAAGAACUGACUCCCAAUUACAAUCCCGACAUUAUCUUUAAGGAUGAGGAGAACACCGGCGCGGACAGGCUCAUGACACAGAGAUGUAAGGACAAGCUCAACUCGUUGGCUAUCUCGGUGAUGAACCAGUGGCCUGGCGUCAAACUACGCGUCACCGAGGGAUGGGACGAGGACGGCCACCACUUCGAAGAAUCGCUGCAUUAUGAGGGCCGUGCCGUGGACAUAACAACCUCAGAUCGGGACAAGAGUAAAUAUGGCACCCUGUCUCGGCUAGCCGUGGAGGCUGGCUUCGAUUGGGUCUAUUACGAGUCCAAGGCCCACAUCCACUGCUCAGUGAAAGCAGAAAACUCAGUGGCUGCAAAAUCCGGAGGAUGCUUCCCGGGCUCGGCUUAUGUAACCCUGAAACACGGGGUAAGAAAAGAGGUGAGAGAUCUGAGACCUGGGGACCAAGUGUUGUCAGCAGACAGCGCUGGAAAUCUCGUCUACAGCCCUUUCAUCAUGUUCAUGGAUCAAGACUCGACGACACGUCGAGUGUUUUAUGUGAUUGAGUCAACAGCGCCCAAGCGCAAGAUCAUCCUCACCGCGGCCCAUCUCCUGUUUGUGGUCAGCAACUCCACGGAGGACCUCAGCACCAUGACGGCCACGUUCGCCAGCAAGGUCAAGCCCGGACAAAGGGUCAUCGUUGUCGAUGAUAAACACGCUCAACUGAAGCCUGUCAUUGUGGCUCGGAUUUACACGGAAGAACACGAAGGUUCCUUCGCGCCAGUGACAGCGCAAGGAACGAUAGUAGUCGACCAUGUACUGGCCUCCUGUUACGCAGUUAUCGAGAAUCACAACCUGGCGCAUUGGGCCUUAAUGCCACUAAGGUUGGGCUAUCAUCUAUCCACGUUGUUACUCCCCAAAGACCAUACCAACUCUAACGCCACCGGGCAAGAGGACGGAAUUCACUGGUACUCCAAGCUUCUAUAUCAAAUGGGAACGUGGCUCUUGGACAGUCACGCUCUCCAUCCUUUGGGGAUGUCAUUAUCGAGUUGAAAACGUCAAACGGAUAUAACAAAGAAAAAAUAAGACCAAUGUAGGAGAAAAAAAGACUAUGUAGAAUUUAAAACAGAAAGAGACAAGAAAGAGUCAAAGGCCCCUUACGGAGUUGGGAUAUUUAUUUCAUUGACUUUUACAUGUGUCAUUUUCAAAGAAUAAAUGGAGCCUUAAAAGUUUUCUUUGAAUAAUUUAUUCUCAUGUGAACUCUCGCUGGUGUCACACAAAUGGAUUCUUAUGCAGUGUGACCAGCCAAUUGUGCAGAAUCUAUUUUUGUAUAUCUCAAGUAAGACGCAGAGAAAAAGAACAUGUAAAAAAGAAAGAAAGAGACAAGACGUCUUGACAGGUUGUAAUGUUCUGUGCAUAUGUGCAACUGACUGUUAUAUUUUGGGGGACAACGCAAACUUCGCUGGGGUCCAUAAAUUAUAUUUUUAUACACAGAAUUGUAAAUUAGAUUUUGACAGAUCGUUACAGAAUCACGUUUCGUUAUUUGAAAUAGUGUAAGAUACGAGAAUAUAUUUUAAUUUAAAUAGUUGCAAAAGUCUUGGCAAUCUUGUGCUGUUUUUCUGUGUUCAUCAAGACUUCUGUUAUUUUGUAAGAUUUUGGUUCAGUUGUUAGAGUUGGGCAGAUCUUUCGUCUCGUAGGCUAUCUGCUGUAUACUCUCUUUCCCUCGGUCUCAUUGUGUCUUCUAUUUCAGAAAUGCACAUUCUGAUAUCUCAGUAACCAUAUAGCCUCGUAGUACAAAGCAAAAUGUUUCGUUGAAUAAAUUAAUAAGUAACUCAUGUAAAUUUACUAAAAUGUAUUUUUUCUUUUCAUAUUUUGUAAUAGGGAAAUAGUUUUAUAGAAAUAAAAUGCGACAAGAUGCACAGUUUGGAUAGCUUAUGAUAGCGUGACCGUAUCAGUUUACUUUCAUGAGGGCAAUGUGUCAAGCAAUGUCUAGAGUUUAUUAUUUAUAUGUUUACUAUAAAAAGAGAUAAAGAAAAUGUUCAAAGUU
Messenger RNA from Alosa alosa (allis shad), 2544 nucleotides. RefSeq names its product sonic hedgehog signaling molecule a (gene shha). The transcript is spliced from 3 exons. Gene Ontology annotation, biological process: multicellular organism development; smoothened signaling pathway; cell-cell signaling. The coding region runs from base 297 to 1550 and encodes 417 amino acids. The record is from RefSeq and is a predicted model, not a curated record. Gene Ontology annotation, molecular function: patched binding; calcium ion binding. Lineage: Eukaryota; Metazoa; Chordata; Actinopteri; Clupeiformes; Clupeidae.